Molecule: messenger RNA, 741 nt
Organism: Closterium sp. Naga37s-1
Lineage: Eukaryota; Viridiplantae; Streptophyta; Zygnematophyceae; Desmidiales; Closteriaceae
Source: the annotation of a GenBank genome assembly
AUGAUACUGAAGGGAGAACUGGAGCAACAGCGGGCAGGGAGGGAACAGAAGCGAGCAAGUGAGCGUGCAGGAAACCAUCUCAAAUCCUUGAGUGGUGCUGAUACAUCACUCGCGGUAUCAGUCCCUUGCCUUAAGUGGGGCCACUUCCUCCUCGACCCUCUGCGCCUCCACCUCGGCCCGCUCAUCGCACUCGGUGCUUCGGGGGAGGUGCGCCGAGGCAGGGAUGCUGCCCCAUAUCUCCUCGUCUCCCCCUUGAGAACCCAGCUGGUUCAAGCCCCAAUGUCGCCACCCCGUCACCGCCUCCUCCGCCCUCUCUGCCCGCGUGCCCCCUCACCCCCCCUCUCCGUCUCCCCUUGCUUCCUCUCCUAUACUCUCCUCUCCCGUCCUCCUCCUGAAACCCGCUUGCCCUCUUCCUGCUGCUCAUUCUCACCCCUCUCUUCCGCACUGUCUCUCUCCUCCGCCAUGACCCCCCAUGUGCACCGCACCAGCUGGGGAAGAGCACAGAGGGCGGCCAGCGCUUGGUCCAUGCUUCCAGCAUGGGGGUUGGCGGUGGUCAUAGUGGUGGUGUGGGGGAGGGAUAGGGAGAAAGGUUGGGGGGUUGAAGGGAAGAUGGGGUGUGGAGAUGGGGGGGUUGGUGGGUGUGGAGGAGGUGGUUGGGGUUAUGAACUGGGAGGAAGAAGGGAGAAGAAGCCAGGAAAAGGGGAUAAGGGGAUGAGGGGAGGAGGGGAAUUGGGGGGAUAA